Messenger RNA from Mollisia scopiformis, 531 nucleotides. Its product is annotated as RNA polymerase II transcription factor B subunit 5. Lineage: Eukaryota; Fungi; Ascomycota; Leotiomycetes; Helotiales; Mollisiaceae. Bases 17 to 232 code for a protein of 71 amino acids. The record is from RefSeq and is a predicted model, not a curated record. Gene Ontology annotation, cellular component: transcription factor TFIIH holo complex; transcription factor TFIIH core complex. The transcript has 3 exons. Gene Ontology annotation, biological process: transcription initiation at RNA polymerase II promoter; transcription by RNA polymerase II; nucleotide-excision repair.
CUCGCGGUCAAUCAAAAUGCCACGAGCUAUCAGAGGCGUCCUCAUCGAGUGUGAUCCCUCUAUCAAGUCAAUCAUCGUCCAGAUAGACGCAGAGGAUCAUGCUUAUAUUGUCGAGGAGCUGGACGACCAAACACUCGUUGUGAAGGAGAAUAUGCUGACAAGCCUGAAGAUGAAGCUGGACGAGAAAUUGAAAGCCACCCAAAUACCUGUGGAGGAGUCGGACCUCGAUUAAGAUUUAAGAGGGAUCAAACAGGCGUUCAGUGUUGUGCAUUUGGUAUGGGUGAUGACGUUGAGGAGUGGCCUUUGAGAACAAUAUCACAAUUCAGCAUGGUAUUGCAGCUCUGUUCAACCUCACUACAUAGUGAAGUCUGAUCAUAUAUCCAUCUCGUUUUGGUACUGGUUGAGAUCUCUAAUAUACAAUGCCAAACAUCUUCUAGAAUACAAAUUCUCUAUGCUUCUGGGGAAGUAGAUGUUGAUACUGUGGUCGACGUAGUCUCUGAUAUCAAGCCGGCAGGUAUUGAGCCCAAGGGA